AUGUUCGCGAAACUGCAAAAGCACAAGGAGAGAAAAUCGAAGCAACAGUUGAAAUUCCGCUUCGAUGUCUACGACAUCGAGUGUAUCAACCUCCCACAAAACGUGUUUUCUGUAAGAGUUUUACUCACCAGAGGCGCCAAAGUGUCACUCACGAGCGAAGGUUUCGUCGAUGCAAACACGAACUCGGCGAGUUUUUUGAGCACGAGCGAGGAAACUGAAGAAAAUACGAACAACAACAAGCUGACGCAAAUCGUGACUUUAUACCGAGAACACACUGGACAGUUCGAGCCGAAAGCGUACAACGUCAAGUUACAAGCCUGCGGGAACAGCACGACGUUCGCAAGAGGAAUCUUGGAUGCGAGCAAGUUUUGCACGGACACGAGCGCUCUGAGCGAACACGGGUUCGAGACGACGCACGAGAUGCGAAUGGACAACGGCGUGACGCGUGUGAGGUGUAAAGUGCGAAUGACGUGGUUGAAGAACUGGACGAAAGGCGGAGCGUCGAGACGUUCUGAAAUGGAUAUGACGGAAUUGUCGUUUAUAAGUAGCGCGAAUUUGUCGGCGUCGUUUAUGACGAACAAUGAUACGAACGGUAUGGAGAAUGAUAACGAUAUGAAUCCGUUCGCGAUGAAUAUGACGACGACAACGACGAAUGAUAAUGAGAAAACGGAACCACCAUCAUCAUUCGCAGCGAACGGCGACGAACAAGAUUUGUCCGGGUUCGACGAAGAGCUUGGAGAAGAAAAAACAACGAUAACAACGACGCCAGUCUCGUCGAGUGCAUCGCCGCUACGAAAAUUCAACACGUCCGAAGUGAAGCGCUCGUUAUCGACGACUUCGUAUCUGUCGCCCAUCGGCGAAUGUUCGACGCCUGAAUUAGCGAAUAACCGAGCGGAUACAAUAAUCGCAAACGGCGUGACGAACGAAGAAGCCGUGGCGAGAGAAAAAGCGUCAGCAGAACAACAAAGACAAACGACCAUCGUCUUGGAAUCGUUACGAAAAGAAGCGAAAGAUUUAAGAAGGAAAAACGACGAGUUGACGAGAGACCGCGUCGAACUCGAAACGCAACACGAAGAGGAAACGGAGAAAUUGAAGAGGAAAAUCGAUGCCAUGCGAGACGAAUUGAGAGUGAAAGAAGAAGGACAAAAAGACAUCGAGAAGAGCGCGUUUGAAUCCAGUCGCGCGUUAGAAACGCAGACGCGUAAAUUAGAACGGUUAGAGGCUGAUUUCGCGCAGGCAAAGAUGGAAUCGUCAGGUUUAAAAGAGCAAACGCAAAGCUUGGAAGCCGCGUUAGUCGCCUUGAGAAACAAACAAGAGGAGAAGAAGGCGAACGAUGAAAAUAUCGCAUCUCUCGAAACGAGCAACAGCAUAAUUGCGACAACGACGGCGAUGUCGACGAAAUACGCGGAAGAAAUCGCCGCAUUGAAGACCACGCUAGAGAAGAAAGAGAAGCAAAUCAUUCAGUUGGAACACGUCGUGAAAAAAUCCGCGGAGGAAAUCUCGCGAGAGCGAGAGAAAACAGACGCUAUGAUUCAUAGAAUAGAAUCCGAACGCGACUUGGAACGAACCGCCUGCGAAACCGAACUUGCCAAAUGCGAAACCGAAAUCGAGAGUUUAAAAUCCCAACUCGUCUCCGUCGUGCAAGAAACGACCAUGCUCGCCACCGAUUUACGCAAAGACUUGCAAAAACGCGCCGACAAAGAAAUUCGAGACGCCAACGAAGAAGCCAUGAAAGCGAGGGAAGAGCUCGAUCGAUGCCAAAAAGAGCUGCAAGAUACAAACGUAGCUUUACACUCUCACGUCAGCGCGUUAGUGAGCGCAAAAACCGAAUCCGCGGUCGCGCAGGGCGACGUCUUAGAACUCCGCUUGGCGCUUCGCAAAACCAAGGAAAAAUUUUUGGACUCGUUAGCGCGUUUGACUCGGUACGAAACCAAAGACGUCAUGCGAAGAGCAUCUUUGGCGUCUGCUGCUCCUGCUCCUACUGCGUGA
Bathycoccus prasinos is the source of this 1989-nucleotide messenger RNA. RefSeq lists its product as hypothetical. The transcript has a single exon. NCBI's taxonomy places the organism in Eukaryota, Viridiplantae, Chlorophyta, Mamiellophyceae, Mamiellales, Bathycoccaceae. Bases 1 to 1989 code for a protein of 662 amino acids. The record is from RefSeq and is a predicted model, not a curated record.